AGUGGGAGAGAGGAGGAGAGAGGGAGAAAGUGAGCUCACGUUCACACAUUGGUGAAGAGGCUGGUCUUGCAAUGCCUUUGAAUAUUUUACUUUUAGGCAGUUCCUCAUCAGUCAGCCACACACAUCCGAGGCGAGCUGAAGCUAACUACAGCCAUGGACAGCACUAGGAGAUCUCAAAUCUAAUCGCAUGCAUCAUUCCUCCGGGAUAUUUUUUAAAUUCCAUAUCUAAACACGCUGACAGGCAGCUGCACUCACACUCACUCGCACACACACACACAUCCACACGUCGCAGAGCCGCCGAGCAAACACCUUGUCUCCUCUCGCAGGAUAUACCCGCUCACACACAUCUCUCUUUAUCUCCUCCUGGCUUCCCGGAGGAUCCUGCCGGCUGUUUUUCAUGGAGAAAGUCCAGGGAGAAAUGGAGAUUGAGAGAUGGGAAAGAAGUGAAGAGAUUUCAGACGCAGAAAAAAAGGUUAUUCAAGAGAUAUGGAGCAGAGUAUAUGCAAACUGCGAGGACGUUGGGGUCUCCAUACUCAUCAGGUUUUUCGUGAACUUCCCCUCGGCCAAGCAGUACUUCAGCCAGUUUAAGCACAUGGAGGACCCGCUGGAGAUGGAGAGGAGCCUGCAGCUGCGCAAGCACGCCCGGAGGGUCAUGGGGGCCAUCAACACUGUGGUGGAGAACCUCAACGACUCUGAAAAGGUCUCCUCUGUCCUGGCCCUGGUGGGCAAGGCCCACGCCCUCAAGCACAAAGUGGAGCCCAUCUACUUUAAGAAACUCACUGGUGUCAUGCUGGAGGUCAUUGCUGAGGAAUACCCCAACGACUUCACCCCGGAGGCACACGGAGCCUGGACCAAGAUGAAGACCCUCAUCUACACCCAUGUGACAGCAGCCUACAAGGAGGUGGGCUGGGCUCAGUACCCCACUGCCACCCUGUGAGCGCCCAGGGGGCCACCAGAGGGGCAGGGAGGGCUUCGCUCACCCCAGGACUUCACUCUGGUCUCUUCUCAAGAUCUUUGCUAGGUUUGGGGAGCCUGGUAGGGCCAGUUCUGUCAGCUGCCAAGUCACAAUUUGAUCUCCAUGGGGUUUAAAAACAAACUAAACAAGCAAAAGAAACCACAGAAGCACGAAGGGUGUGGGUGGGUUGGGGUGAAGCAGUUGCAGGGGACGCUGGAAGGGGAUGCAGAGGGCGAGGGGAGAGCAUUGGUUGUUGGCUCCAUCUUCCCGUCCUGGCCUGUCCAUCACCACCUCCCAAAUCCUGCACCUCACUUGCACCAUCUCAAAGUCCCUUGUACAAGUGCUGCUGCCCUGUUCACUGACGAACACAACCCUCAUUUUCCGUGCAAAGCCCCUGGGUAGGCCUGGCUUUUGGGGGCACGUGUGGAGCCCCUGACUGGCACCGAGAACGCUUUGCUUUGCACUUUCUGUAUCACCUGGCAGGGCUGACAGCCAGAGCCACUCUGGGUGCCCACCACCCUGGGCUCCAGGGGGGCAGCAGCCCUCACCUCUCCUGUCACCCACAGUCCCUGUCCUUGGCUGGCUGCUGCAAACCCUCCUGGGGUGGGAGAGAAGCGCUCCCACAGCAGAGUGGGGAGGAGGAGGAUGCCUUUGGGCUGCCCCCUCUCAUGGCUCAGAGCAUGGUAUGUAGGUGAGAUCCCUGUGCCAUGUGUGGGGAGCUGGUGAGUCCACCCACUGCCCUUCAGCUCCCUGAGGAUGGGCUUGGGUGGCACAGGAUGUGAGCUGGUGUGCGUAGGUCUGUCUGCCAGCUGUGCCCUCUCCGUGAGAACGGGGAUCAGGCUGUGACCAGGAGGAGGAAAGAUGGCACAGACAUAUCAGGAGGGAUUUCUGGGUGUGAGGAAAGGUCCCUUCUCUGUUAAAAUUAAUAAAUACCUUGUAUAGAACAUAUUCCUGCCCUCAUGGUAAAACUGGGUUCCUCCAAAUAAAGUGCCUGGAAGAAAUCAGCCCACACAGGAGCUGUGUCCCUCCUGGGGACAGCAGUGCUCCUGCCUGUGCCUGACAAAGGCUUCUCCCACUCCCCCCAAAACGUGGCUGCAGGGCUUGGAGCACUCAUCCCCCCUCCAGCACCAACUCCUCCUGAACCUCUGGGUGAGUCUGCCUGGUUUGUGCCUCAGUUUCCCCUGCAGUUAUGAGAAAGGGAAGAGGAGCAGCCCCAUUGCCUCCUGCCCACAUGUGGCCGGAUUUAUAAGAUUUCUGGGAACUGAAUGGCAAAGGAUUGAGGAUGAAAUGUCAAAUGUGCUGGGAAGCUUGGAAUCCUUGCCACCCAAUAUUUCCCUAAAGGCCUAUGCUAUUUUUAGAGCUCUAGCAUUAAGGGCAAUGUUAUCUGUUGAAGUGGGAGGAGGGUUCCCUCCUGAGGUUUCCUCUGGCCUGGCUCCACCGCUGUCCUGGAGAGCUGGCAGCUUCCUGAGAGAGACCAGCUCCUCUCCUGGAUGCCAGCUGGACAGGCAACAAACCCACAGUUCCAACUGGGAUCCCUACAGCCACCUUGGGGACAUCCCUCCACUGCGGGGUCACUCCCCCAGGCUGACCUCCCUCUUCCAGAGCAAACAGACAGACAGGAACUCCUGCUUUGCUCACCUGUGCUUUUAAUCAUGCCCAGGAACAGGUUUAUUAUGUCUCAAAAUAGCCCCAGGACUCCACUAAUGUCACUACAGCCACUCUGGCCUUGCUGUUGUGUCGUUCCUACAUCCCACAUUACCACUGAUGGAGAGGAGCAGUGGAGCCUGGAGCCAUGGCACCUCCUGGGCAUCCACAGAGAGCUGGGUGGCAACAACAGCUGGGGCACAGCUGUCCUGGGCAGGGCAGCGUGCAGGAUCCAGGGCUUGUAAAAGGAAGGGACAGGCACAGGGUGACAAUGAUGAUGCUUUGCUCAUGGGCUGGGCUGUCAGUCAGAGCCAGCACUCCCAAAAUUCAGCCCACCAGCCUGCACUGGUGAAGGUGCCAGGAGCUGCUGCCUCCAGCUCACUCUGGAGUGUCACAGCAGCUGCUCAUCCCUCGAGGGUCAGUGGAGGCAUCUCUCAAACAGGUGCUGCUGCCUGGGGCAGGGAUGGGUGGGAAAAACCUGUUCAGCCAUUGACUUCCCUCCAGUGCAGGACUGGAGAGGGAUCUCUUGGAUCAAGACUGUUAGAUGAUAUUUGUGUGUGUGCACAUCACGGGACUCUCACGAGCACAGCUCUGCUGAUUCCUGCCAGGGCCUUGAGGCCAGCAGCACAUAUUUCUGGGGAGUUCAUGUACUCCCUGUGCUCUGUGGAUGCUGGGCCAGGGAUGUUUCCCUACAGGGAUGUUUCAUCUUUAGACAACAUUUGCACAUUAACCUUUGAGGUUAAUAAUCUCCAGGUGGGAAUUUUAUUUUUGCAGCGCAAACCUUUCCCCUCCCUUCCCACAACCAAAGCUGGGCUCCCAGUCCACAGAGAAGCCCCUUUGGAGUGUCUGGAAAUUCUCCAUGUUCAUACCCAACCUACCCGUGUGCCUUGGCUUUUGGGGAGCAGCAGCAGGGAGGUUCCCCCAUCUCAUUAAACAGUGCUUUGGUUUCUCCUUUCUUCUUUUACAUCCCUAGAAAAAGCUGACCCGCUGCCUCGUGCGCCUACGUGUGCGUGUGCCGGGCUUGGGGUUUUUUCCAGGCACUUUUUCCUAAAGCAGAUCCAGAUGCGUGCAGCUGCUGUCCCUCGAGGAGCAACCCCCAUCAGCCAAACUGCAGGCCACUCCAAUAGAUGCAAACAAAAACAUGUUUAUUUUUAUCAGCUUCGUAGGAAGUGACAUGAAGCAGGAGGGCGGCCGGGGCAGAGCUCGGGCGGGGAGGAGAUGGAGAUGAAACGAACGCCCCCUCUUUGCCGCCUGCAGCACAGGAGGCACUGCUUCAAUCCAGGAACAUUCUCAUCUGGGGAGAGAUGAAGAUAACACAGUAAGGAAGAAGUACCAUUCCAGAGUGACAGGGCUGAUAAAUGCCGUGUGGAAGAGCAGAAAGGGGGGCCAUGUCCUGGCUCUGUGCGUGGCUCUG
Messenger RNA from Ficedula albicollis (Collared flycatcher), 4013 nucleotides. It is a transcript of the gene CYGB, whose product is annotated as cytoglobin. Gene Ontology annotation, biological process: oxygen transport. Bases 398 to 937 code for a protein of 179 amino acids. The record is from RefSeq and is a predicted model, not a curated record. NCBI's taxonomy places the organism in Eukaryota, Metazoa, Chordata, Aves, Passeriformes, Muscicapidae. The transcript is spliced from 3 exons. Gene Ontology annotation, molecular function: oxygen binding; iron ion binding; heme binding.